AUGGUCAGAGUGAAGUCAGAGUUUGAUCCUCUGCCUGAAAAACGAUCUGGGAUCCCUGAUGCUCGAGUGCUGGCCUCAGGGACGGAUGUUCAUAGAGGAGAGGAGUUUGAUUCUCUGGACUUUACCUGUGUGAAGCAGCAGCAGAGGAGAGUCCAGAUGAGGACGCAGGUCAAAGUCAUGUUUUUGAUGAGGACCAUUUCUGUGUCUUCUGUUGUCAUGAAGGACAGCUUCAGAUCAGAGAGCCGUGUCUCUCUGCAGUCAGAGGUUUUUGUACGGCGGCUCAAUGACUUUGUAUCACUGUGGUUGACUUUUGGUGGAGGAACCAGACUGGAUGUUGGAAGUGACGUCCGUCCCUCCCUGACAGUGCUGCCCCCCUCCAGUGAGGAGCUGGAGCAGGGGAAGGCCACGCUCAUGUGUCUGGCCAACAAGGGCUUCCCCUCAGACUGGAGUCUGUCCUGGAAGGUGGACGGCAGCAGCAGCAGCAGCAGCAGCAGCAGCUGGGAGGAGAGCAGGAGCCCCGGGGUGCUGGAGAAGGACGGCCGCUACAGCUGGAGCAGCACCCUGAGGCUCUCUGCAGACCAGUGGAGGAAGGUGGGCUCUGUGACCUGUGAGGCCACCCAGGGCUCCCAGACUCCACUCUCUCAGACACUGAGGAGAGACCAGUGUUCCUAGUCCUGACCUGACUCACUGGGACUCUGCUACUGGUUUUACUCUGCUACUGCUCUCAAUCUGC
Molecule: messenger RNA, 733 nt
Organism: Plectropomus leopardus (leopard coralgrouper)
Lineage: Eukaryota; Metazoa; Chordata; Actinopteri; Perciformes; Serranidae
Source: RefSeq, a predicted model, not a curated record